This is a messenger RNA of Peronospora farinosa, 1842 nucleotides long. Lineage: Eukaryota; Oomycota; Peronosporomycetes; Peronosporales; Peronosporaceae. The record is from the annotation of a GenBank genome assembly.
AUGACGGAGAAAAUUGUACCCAAUUCGGUUGGCUGGUACAUUCUCGAAGGCCAUCCCUGGUGGCCCGUUUACAUUUGUGACGUCACCAAGCUACGUCCUGAAUUGCAUUUACUUGGUAACGGUCAUCGAAAAAUCCUUAAAAAAGCACGUGAUUUUCCAGCCCAUUACAUUGUCGUUUAUUAUUUUGGGUCCCAUGAUUUUUCUCUUGUUGGUCUCAAGAAAGGCGUGUUACGACCAUGGGAGUGUGCAGAAAAGAAUCAGUUUCUAAAAGGACAUCCCAAGCAUUUGGUCAAGAAAAAAGGCGUGAUUGAAGAGCUCCUGGACGCUGUACACGAGGCGGAAGAGUAUUUAUCUCAGCCAGAGGAUGUUCGUUUACCUCAAUAUAUGGUCCCAUCGGAUUUGGACCCGACAUUGGAACCACCACCGGAGCUUGUGCCAUUGGAAAUGGACGAAGAAGGAGAAAUGAUGGACGUGGACGAUGCAGAAGAAGGAGGAGAGGAGAAGGAAGAAGAGGAGGAAUUUGAAAUGGAAAAGAAGAAGAAAAUGAAGAAAAUGAAGAAAAUGGACGAGAAAAAACGGAAACGAAGUGGCGAGCUUACGAGUGCAUCAGCUGCAAAAGUUUCUAAACUGUCACAUGAAAGUCAAGUCAAAAGUGAACAUGGGACGGAGAAGAAAAAGGAAAGUAGUGAGAAGAAACCACCUCCAGCUGAGAUGACGACAGAAGCACUGAGCAUUUUGUUGGAAAAAGAAAUCCGCUGGAUUCUUGUGAAUUGUAUCUUUGAGGAAAUGACAACAAAGACAGUGAGAAAGUUGCUUGAAGAUCGUCUGAAGAUGGAUUUACGUCAUCAUAAAGCUUCGAUCAAAGAAGGUGUCGCACGGGUGAUCAUAUCCAUGGAAGAAGAGGAUGCAGGCGACUCUUCGUCGACAAUUCCGGAAGAAUUUACUGCUGCAUCGAUAGAGGAUGUAGUGCCGUCUGAUGUCAAGGUCGAGAACGAGACUGCUGUGCUUGUCACGCCUGAAGCCGUGGUGGAAAAAGUGGACGUUGCAGCUAAGGAAGAAGCUGCCCGUAUUGAAAACUUCGAAAGCACCAAGAAGGAACUAGAAGCAGCAUCAAAAAACCUGUCGUUGGCUUUAGAAUUAGAAUCGAAGAUCAUUGACGUUUUAAAUUCGCUGAAGAGUUUGGACAAUGUCGACGAAAACGUGCUGGCUGCGUCAACUCUCCAGCCUCGACUUGUGAAACUAAGAGCCCACCCGUCAUCAAAGAUCUGCGAGCUUGUGGGUUAUUUGGUGAAGAAGUGGGACGUCGAGGAGUUAGUUCCAGCACCCAAACCGAUCACGAAGAAAGAGAUUCUGGAUCUUAAGGCGAAGUUGGAGAACUCGGAAACAAUUCAUGACGAGUUAUUGAUGACCUUAAACCAGCUGGGCGAGAUGGCCGUGACCAUAGAUCAUUUAAAGAAAACGAGAAUUGCACGCGCAGUGUCCAAGUUACGCCAGCACGGCAAUGACAAAGUUUCUGCCAAGGCACACGAGCUUCGGCAAAAAUGGAUCAAACAGUUAAAUGAACAGCCCGCAGACAGUGAUUCGGGCUCAAAUCCACUCAAGACUCUCAAAACUCUGAACCGCAUCUUGGAACAGCAGAGUGAUGGCACAGACGAGCAGAAGCUUCAAAGUAAGCAGUUGGCUGCGCUUGAACAGCUUCAUAGCAUGUCGCUAGAUACAAAGGACAUUAUCGAUUCCAAGGUUGGCAUUCCUGUGUCCAAGCUACGCAAGUCGAGCAACGAAAAGGUAGCAAAAUUAGCAAAGAAGCUUCGAAAGAAGUGGCAAGCUGAAGCCAAGGCUUAG